AUUAGUCACUGGAUUCCUUUAACGUACAAGGUUUAAUUCAUUACAUUCUCCCUGUUUACAACCCUUCCCCCAUUUUACUGCCCGCUCGCUUUUGGGAAAGAAAUGGAGGACAAAUCACUACCGAAAGAGGGGGUGGGUUCCUUGGAAUAAGUCUGGUUUAAGAUGAAAACGAAUGGACUUUUAUACACUUUACAACCACACAAAUACGGGGGUAGUAUUCAGGUGUUUGAUAGUAAGCUUCAAUAUGCUGUUGUGAGAGAAACAUGGUGUGAGAUCCGAGCUUCGCUGCCUGCAAGGUCGACAGACCGAGGAACAAGAGACGCCAUUAAAGCUCAGGGUAUGGGACUUAGACAAAUAACCGUAGCCUGAAUGAACAGUUAAAUUAUUGCAUAAAAUGAGCCACCAUUGCCUUCUUUUUCCCCUUCAGCGUUAGCAACGCAGCCUGCCUGACAGCACAGUCCUGCGCGUACGUACUAGACUCUGCUCGUGUAUUCCUGCGCAAAGGGGGUUGUGCUUUUUGGAGGGAGGAGGGGGUGAGGAGCGUAAACUGAAACCCAAAAUAUUCACGAACACCUUAAGGUGCAUUAAACUGCACGUUUUAGAAACAUCGUUCCUUGUCCACCCCAAACGCCCCGGCGCUCGGGAUGUUUGUCCGCAUCGACGCGUGGCACGUUGUGCCUGAGAGCGGACUAUUUUGCGAGAGCGCGGAAGCCUCGCGCGACAUGCCGGAUCUGCUUUCUGUGUGUGUUGGGUGAAUGGAGGCGCAGCUCUUCCUGGUGAACAAACACUGACAACUAUAGGGCAGCCUAGCGAUACCUGCUUCCCAGAACGGCCACACACCUUCUCCUUCACCCCCAAAACAACCCUAAACAUGGCUGCUGAGCGUAAACACAUCGCGCAGUUGAAAUCCGAACUGUACUUCCUAAUAGCCCGGUUUUUAGAAGCUGGACCUUGUCAGGACGCGGCAGAGACCUUGAUACGGGAGGUUCAGGAUAAGGAGCUGUUACCCAAAAGGAUUGACUGGACUGGCAAAGAACACCCAGGGAGUUACGAAAAUUUGGUCAAAUUGUACAGGCACAUUUCUCCAGAUCACCUGUUGCAGGUGUGUGAGCGAGUGAGUCCUCUUUUAGAGAGAGAAGUGCCAGCCAGUGUACCUGGAGUUAACUCACUGCUGGGAGCUGGACGCCAGUCAGUGCUACGUACAAACAAGAGUUGUAAGCACGUGGUAUGGAAGGGGUCUGCCCUCGCAGCCCUGCACUGUGGCAGGCCACCCGAGCCGCCAGUCAUCUAUGGAAGCCCGCCCAAUAUUGUGGAAACAAUAUACAGUCGGAGGCUGAAUGGCUUAUAUCGGUUGGGUCAGUUGGUUCCGACAGCUGUUUACCAACAUAUGAAGAUGCACAAGAGAAUUCUGGGACACCUGUCAUCUGUGUACUGUGUCACCUUCGACCGCACCGGUCGCCGCAUCUUCACAGUAAGACAUCUGUUUUCUCCUCUGUGCAGUGGCAAUAAGAGGUUCCUGUCCUCCACUGGAGCUGACGGCACCAUCUGUUUCUGGCAGUGGGAUGCACGCACGCUCAAAUUCGGGCAGCGACCCAGCAAAUUCAUUGAGCGGCCCAGACCAGGCGUGCAGAUGAUCUGUUCCUCUUUUAGUGCAGGUGGGAUGUUCCUCGCGACAGGCAGCACUGAUCACAUCAUUAGGGUUUAUUACUUUGGAGAUGAACAACCAGAGAAGAUAUCUGAGCUGGAGUCUCACACUGACAAAGUCGACAGCAUCCAGUUCUCCCAUGGUGGCGAUCGGUUUGUGAGUGGCAGUAGAGACGGCACAGCACGGAUAUGGCAGCUGCAGCAGCAGGACUGGCGAAGCAUUCUCCUGGACAUGGCCACUAAGCUACCUGGCAAGUACAACCCUCCACUUUUAGAGGACAAAGUUACCAAACUGAAGGUGACUAUGGUGGCCUGGGAUUGCAAUGACAACACAGUCAUUACCGCUGCGAACAACUUGACAUUGAAAGUGUGGAACUCGUACACAGGGAACCUUAUUCAUGUAUUGAUGGGCCAUGAGGAUGAGGUGUUUGUGUUGGAGCCACAUCCAUUUGAUUCCAGAGUGCUUUUCUCUGCUGGGCACGAUGGAAAUGCCAUCGUCUGGGAUUUGGCAAGAGGAGUCAAAAUACGCUCUUACUUUAACAUGAUCGAGGGUCAGGGCCACGGUGCGGUCUUUGACUGUAAGUGCUCUCCAGAUGGGCAGCACUUCGCUUGCACGGACUCCCACGGUCACCUGCUCAUCUUUGGCUUCGGCUCUAGCAGCAGAUAUGACAAGAUAGCAGAUCAGAUGUUCUUCCACACUGAUUAUCGGCCGCUUAUCCGUGAUGCCCAUAACUUUGUGCUGGACGAACAGACCCAGCAGGCACCUCACCUCAUGCCGCCACCAUUCCUGGUGGAUGUGGACGGGAAUCCUCACCCUCCACGCUACCAGAGACUGGUUCCUGGCAGAGAGAACUGCAGAGAGGAACAGCUCAUACCCCAGAUGGGGCUCACGUCAUCAGGGCUGAAUCAGGUGGUUAGUCAGCAGGCUGCAGAAGGCUCUAGUCCUCUUGAUGGUAUGAUCCAGAGACUACAGCAAGAGCAGGACCAGAGACUGGGGUCUGACACCAGAGCCAGCAGAGGAUCUGUCAGUUCUCCCACAGAGGUCUCUUCUCCACCUAACGUGGGUCUGAGACGCAGUGGACAGAUCGAAGGUGUUCGCCAGAUGCACAGUAACGCUCCACGCAGUGAGAUUGCCACCGAGAGAGACCUGGUGGCAUGGAGUCGAAGGGUCCUCGUUCCUGAACUAUCACCAGCUAUAGCUUGUAAGCAGGAGAUUUGGCGUGCAGCUAAAGGAGAAGAGGAAAUCAACAUCUACAAGUCAGAAAGGAGGAGACGCAGCGUGCACAGCCAGUACCACAGAGAAAACCGGCAUGCUAUAGAAAGUUCUGUGGAGGAGGGGCGCCGUCACCAGGGUAACCAGCAUAACUACCAUACACGAUUGGCCGUGGAGGAAACGAGUCGUCAAAGUGAACCCAACGAGGAAGAACACAGUGCUUCUGAGGGAGAAAACGAAGCAAGACCUCCAAGCAGAGAAUCAUCAGAUGAGGAAAGAGAGGAAAAAGAACCCUGGCCUGAUGAUAACAGCAGCUCCAGCGAUUACUCCAGCGAUUACUCAGACUGGACAGCAGAUGCUGGAAUAAACCUGGAACCGCCCAAGAAGACCAGCGUGAAGAAAAAGAAGAAGAAUGCUAGCAGCUCGGAAGAAGAUGGAGAGAAGAAAAAAGACUCCAAGAAGGAGAGGAGGAAAGAAAAGCAGGACAAAGAUGGAGCACUACCAAAGAAGAAGAAGCCAAAGGAGAAACGGAAGAGGAUACCUGAACUGCAGAACCAGGGUUUGACAUUAGAGGAAUGGCUGCCCGCCGCCUGGAUCACUGACACCAUGCCACGGAGAUGCCCCUUCACCCCACAGAUGGGCGAUGAGGUAUAUUAUUUCCGUCAAGGCCAUGAAGCUUAUGUGGAGAUGGCCAAAAAAAACAAGAUCUUCAGUAUAAAUCCUAAAAAACAGCCCUGGCACAAGUUAGAGCUCAGGGAGCAGGAGCUGUUGAAGAUAGUGGGCAUCAAGUAUGAGGUGGGUUUGCCUACUCUGUGCUGUCUGAAGCUGGCCUUCCUAGACCCAGACACUGGCAAACUGACGGGCGGCUCUUUCUCUAUGAAAUACCACGACAUGCCUGAUGUCAUCGACUUCUUGGUACUUCGGCAGCAGUUUGAUAAUGCAAGACAGAGGAACUGGAUGAUAGGUGAUCGUUUCCGGGCAGUGAUAGAUGAUGCCUGGUGGUUUGGUACGAUUGAGAGUCAGGAGCCUUACCAGGCUGAAUAUCCAGACUCUCUGUUCCAGUGCUACAACGUCUGCUGGGAUAAUGGAGAUACAGAAAAGAUGAGCCCAUGGGACAUGGAGGAGAUUCCCAAUGAAGGGACCAAAGCUGAUGAAGAUGAGGAUGAAGAACACGAGGCACCUUGUACAUCUAGCCGCAAUAAGAAGAGGCAGCAGCAGCAGCCUAUCCUGAGGAGUAUGCGCAGUAAACCAUCAUCAGACCCUCAGAGCUGGAAGGGGCGCUGCAGAGAGCUGCUGGAGCUCAUCUUUCAGUGUGAAGAUUCAGAGCCUUUCAGACAACCUGUGGAUCUGGAGGAGCAUCCGGAUGAAGAUGAGGAUGAAGAACACGAGGCACCUUGUACAUCUAGCCGCAAUAAGAAGUUUAAAGCCAUGCGUGGGACUGAUUUUGACUGCCUGUCUCUGUCUGUGUUCUUUAGGGACCAAAGCUGUACAGAUAUUAUUCCACUGUAUAACAGUAUGAAGAAAACUGCUUUCUCAGAUUCAAGCGAUGAUGAAGAUGAGGAUGAAGAACACGAGGCACCUUGUACAUCUAGCCGCAAUAAGAAGAGGCGCCAGCCUAUCCUGAGGAGUCUGCGCAGUAAACCAUCAUCAGACCCUCAGAGCUGGAAGGGGCGCUGCAGAGAGCUGCUGGAGCUCAUCUUUCAGUGUGAAGAUUCAGAGCCUUUCAGACAACCUGUGGAUCUGGAGGAGUAUCCGGACUACUUGGACAUUGUGGACACUCCUAUGGACUUUGGGACUGUCUUGAACCGCCUGUUAGAAGGAGAGUACGACACUCCCGUGGAUCUUUGUAAAGAUAUACGUCUCAUCUUCAGCAACUCCAAAGCCUAUACACCCAGUAAAAAGUCCAGGAUCUACAGCAUGAGUCUGCGAUUGUCUGCUCUGUUUGAAGAGCACAUCAGUUCGAUCCUGACCCAUUUUAAAGCUGCUCAAAGUCUGCACAGUGAGCGAUUCACUCGUCAGCGGCAGCACACCGAGCGCUUGACCAGACAGUCUGUGAAGAGGAGGAGGAGCUCUUCACCUUCAAGCUCCGCCUCUAGUCCAGAAAGGAAGCGUCGGGUUUCGUCUCGCGCUCCUCCUCGAUCGGACAAUGCAGCUCCGCCCACUCCCGCUGGACCUUCCCGGGCUCCUUCUUUACGGCAAACACAUCCACAGAUCAACGGCAAGGCUGAGCCUCCGGUUGUCCCCGGUCGGACACGAAGCUCGGCCCGCUUUGGAACCCAACUCACAGAUGCACCUUCUACACAGUCAGCUCCUCCCCCUCCACCCAGCCACAGUAAGACAGCAGAGCCCACCUCUAGAGUCCUGCGCACACAGAACUCUCACUCCAUUGGUGCCUCCAGGGAAACUGAGAGCUCUGCAGUUCCCCACACAAAUGAAGGCGGGUCCAGAGAGUCUCGCAGGAAACUUCGGACACCUGUAAAACUCACACCAGGUCCAGUCGAUCACGACUCUUCUCCUCAAAACAGUUUGCAUUUGAAUGGUCAUAGUCAAGUGACUCUGGGAGUGGUACGAAGAGGCCGGGGCCGACCCAGAUUAGACGCACAAAUACGAACGCCAGUAGCGGUACCGCCACCCCCACUGCCCCAGGCUUCUGUAAAAAAGAGAGGGAGGAAAAGCAAGAAAGAGCUGGAGUCCCUACGAAGAAGCUCAUCCCAUGAGGAGGAGCUUCUUCUGUCUACUGGUGAUGAGGGCGGGGCUUCUUCUAUAGCCCAGGACAGUAGUCUUUCAGAUUCAGGGGUAGUGACUCCAGAGUGUCCCAAACCACGAGGUAGACUACGAGUCAUCAGGACACCGGAUACCCCAGCUCCUUCAAGCCCCAAAGCUCUCAGAAGGAGCAGUCGGCGUGGCAACGAAGAAACCACGCCCCCUACGCCAGGCCCCGCCCAAAGGGAGGAGCCUGACAUUUAUAUGGGAGAGGAUGGGAGCUCGAAAGGGCAGAUGAGAACGCGUAACCAAGGCCGAAGGACAGCUUUCUAUAACGAAGAAGACUCUGAGGAAGAGCAAAGACAGCUUUUGUUUGAGGAUGCCUCGAUUACUUUCGGCACGUCAAGCAAAGGGAGAGUCCGCAAGCUCACCGAGAAGGCCAAAGCCAACCUUAUUGGCUGGUAACAAUGCCAACUUUGCAUGUCCUAUGUGACACAACCCCUUAUCCUCGCCCCACUGGGGAGGGGGAACCAUUCCUGCUGCUAUCAGACUGUCAUGACUAUCUGAAUCUUUCAUUCUGACUCUCUAAAUCGAUUCUCAUGUUUUGAAUCUUUGACUCUUUUGGUGACUUCAAGAGUCACGGCCCCUUGAAACCCCCCACCUUAUACAUUUUCUUCCACAGAAAAUCACAAAUGCAGUUAAAUACUGAUUUUCAUAUGCACUAUUUGAAUGCCAGUGAAGAAAGGUACUUAUACAGUCUUAUGAAUCCAAAUACCUGAUUUCAUCUCUCAAGAAAGCACUUAUUUGAGGACGUUCGAGUGUGUGUGAGUGUGGUAUAACUUGAGCUUUUACUCUGUCUCGUUUCUUUAAACUGUUAAUUUUAUGCAUUGUUUUUACACGGUUGUUGCAACAAAUCAAACACUUGUUAAAAAAAAAAUCUAUUUUUAACAGAUCAUUGUGUAAGUGGCUGUAAAGCUGUAGUGGCGUGCAGAGAAGGACCUCAUAAAUCGCGUGUUGUCUUUUUAACGUCUUUCUCUGCGAGUCAAGAUCAGUGGCAGUGGUAAUUCACGCAUGUUUUUAUAUAAUUAGCAAUACCUUGU
Messenger RNA from Sinocyclocheilus rhinocerous, 6660 nucleotides. RefSeq names its product PH-interacting protein-like. Gene Ontology annotation, cellular component: nucleus. Bases 872 to 6025 code for a protein of 1717 amino acids. The transcript has 39 exons. NCBI's taxonomy places the organism in Eukaryota, Metazoa, Chordata, Actinopteri, Cypriniformes, Cyprinidae. The record is from RefSeq and is a predicted model, not a curated record. Gene Ontology annotation, biological process: cytoskeleton organization; regulation of transcription by RNA polymerase II; regulation of cell shape. Gene Ontology annotation, molecular function: protein binding.